Anopheles moucheti is the source of this 730-nucleotide messenger RNA. RefSeq lists its product as uncharacterized. The coding region runs from base 1 to 327 and encodes 108 amino acids. Lineage: Eukaryota; Metazoa; Arthropoda; Insecta; Diptera; Culicidae. The transcript is spliced from 7 exons. The record is from RefSeq and is a predicted model, not a curated record.
AUGUCAACUCACCAUUCAUCUGCUGGGUUUAUGAUAUCUACAUUUGGACUUUACCACGGAUCACUGGAGCAAAAUGAAGACUCGUUUAUUUAUCUACCAUUGGCGGAUUCACCUGGUGGAUUAUUGCAAAAACAUACACAACAAACAACAGCUAAGAUUCGCCAAGUGGAUUAUUGCAAAAACAUACACGACAAACAACAGCUAAGGUUCGCAGCGUUGAAAAUCAGAAAAAUGCUACACAAAGAGUAUUACAAAAGAUACCAUUUAAAUGCAACCACUCCCAAAACAUGUGUCUCGUUUAAUGGAUUUCGAUUGCAUCCCAGAUAAGUUUAUGUGAUGCAUCAUAAUGGAUGAUUCUUCUUAUGGAUUUAUGGAAAGCGUACAGAAACAGGUAAUAACAAAAUUUAACUAAAUUAGACAUCUUCUUGCGCAUACGUACACGUUCAACAAUGUGUAGUAGUAAAAAAAAGUUUUGAAGCAACUGUCCUGUAACAAGCCGUGUAUAUUAACUCCCUAGUUUGUUUGUGCUAAUUUAAGAAUGCAACGAUAUUGUUAUGCACGUGAAAAUACGUUGCGUGAUAAGUAUGCGGCACAUCAACGAAACGUUACACAGGGUUUAGGUGAAAAAAAUGGUGCCAUUCGUGAUAGUCUUUGAAAGUAAAUGUGUAGAAGUAGAUGUAUUAUUGGUCAAUGGUCAGUAUUCAAAAUGAAAUUGUUUCUGAAUACAAUC